AUCAAUUUGUAGGUAGAACGUCCCACUUCGCUCGUGAAUGCAAAUUGGCCACUCUGCUGUGCCCUGAGUUCCGGUACCUGAAGGAUCGAAUUCGUAUCAUGACCGAAGUCUUUGCCGUUGCUCGUCAGGAUGCAUUAAACCUAACUAAUCUGCAUUGCCAUCGAUGGGUGGAAGGUCAAUUUGCAGAAUGUCCUCCGAUACAUGAUCCAGUCUUAUUGGUCAUGGGCGUUGGUGAUGACCAAUGUCCAUGGAGUACGAAGUCGCCCUCCAAAUCAAGGCUGGUACCACCAGUUAAAUGCGACAUUUGCCAACCACUUUAGACCAGCAACGAUCGAUCCCAAUUCUGGUCAAAACUUGUAUCAGUUCCCUGUGUUGACGUCUUCAUUCGUUCAUGUUGCCAAUUCCUUUUGCCACACAGCUGCUAUGAAUGCUGUCGAACAUUUAUCCCGAAACUUACGGGGUAACAUGAUCCUGCAAAUAUCCACAACCAACCGCCGAUCUUGUUUGACUGUAGCUUCCAGUCCGAUGGAGUCAUGAUUUCGAUGCGCUUUGUUGUCCGUGGCCGUGACCCAUUGCCUUCCUCUCGAAAGGAGUUUCAGUUACUUCCUCGACAGGUCGAAUCGGCACCAUAUUCUCACCCG
This is a messenger RNA of Radiomyces spectabilis, 641 nucleotides long. RefSeq lists its product as uncharacterized. Lineage: Eukaryota; Fungi; Mucoromycota; Mucoromycetes; Mucorales; Radiomycetaceae. The record is from RefSeq and is a predicted model, not a curated record. The coding region runs from base 202 to 537 and encodes 111 amino acids. The transcript has 6 exons.